AGUAAAUGAAGGCGUUAUUUUUCAAAUGUUUUAAUUUAUUGGUAACAUCAAAGAACAAUGUCAAAAAUUAUGAGUAUGAUUAUUAACUUUAUUAUGCUACAUUCACUGCCUCGUUAUAAAACUGUAGCAAUUACCAAUACCAACUGGUUCAGUAACAAGAAGUACAGAAAUGAACAAUGGAUGAACAAGGCUAUCUUGGUGCCGAGUGGAACCUAUGAAACCGAUGUUCAGUUCCAAAACAUCAUAAAAACAUUCAAUAAUACAAGCUAUGAAAAAAAUUUAAAGUUCUGGGCAUUUGAUUCUCAUUUUAAUAUUUAUCUAAAGAAACAGCCACUAUUCCACAACAAAAUGACAAUAACUCAUCAAGCUGGGAGCAAUACUAACAUAGAUAUUCCCAUAUUUUAUAUUGGAUUCAAUUACGAUGUAUCCGUGACUGUUGUACACGGAAGAUUUCAUAGUAAUAACUUCAAAGGCAGACUAAGCUGGAAUAACGUUACAAUUGAAAUCGAUUGUCCAAAUGCAAAGGCUGUUGAUAGAGACAUUAAUCUUAAAUACGUAUUAUUAUGUAAAAUAAAUUCCUUCAAAUCCGAUGACACUAUUGUAAGAGAUGAUUACAUUUUUAUGGAAGAAAAACACAGGGAUUGGUAUCACGUUAAAAAGAACAUGUAUAGACAGCAUCACAGACACCGACGUUCACCUAAGGAACGUCGGUCGUGCAGCGUUUACUUGGUUGCAGAUCAUUUAUAUUUUAAACACGUUGGUAGUUUGAGUGUUGGUAGCACAGUUGAAGCAAUGACAAGUAGUCUUGCUACAGCAGAUGCCAUUUUUCGCAGCACAGACUUCGAUGGCGAUGGAUUUGGUGACAACAUUGGAUUUGUUGUUGAAAAUAUUACAAUUUACAAUAACCCUUAUGUACCUGGUUAUAAAUUAAAGGUAGAAAGUUUAUAUGCACGUGAUUAUCUUCUUCGUUUUGCUGAAUACGAUUUAAGUAACUACUGUCUAGGUGUGGUUUUCACUUACAGAGAUUUUGAAGACGGAAUUGUUGGUUUAUCUAGUAUAGCAUCUUCAAACCAUCACAAAUAUGGCGGUAUUUGUCAGGCACGCAUGUCAGGCAUAAGUCUAAAUUGCUUGUUGGUAACUCAACUUAAUGAUGGUGUAUUGGUUUCCAGCAUGAAGGCCGCAAUGACGCUAACACAUGAAUUUGGUCAUUGUUUUGGCGCGCAACAUGAUGCAUCAGCUGAACUUAACUGUGCACCAACUAAUAAAUAUGGGAAAUAUAUUAUGCAUGAAUAUCUCGUUUCAGGAUACAAAUCAAACAACCAACUAUUUUCCCCCUGCAGUAUUAAAAAUAUACACCCUGUCAUUGUAAAGAAAGGGCCCCGUUGUUUGAAAACGGACAUAGGGCCGGUCUGUGGCAAUGCUGUUAUCGAAGAUGGCGAGGAAUGCGACUGUGGAACAUCUGGAACAUGUCGUUACGUUGACCCUUGUUGUAUACCAAGUGAUGUUACUAACAGUUUAGACAUACCUUGUACUUUUGGCCACAACAAAACUAAAACGUGUUCACCAAAACGUUUCGAUUCGGCAUGUUGUUCGGAAGACUGUGUACCAAUAAGCGCAAGCAGAAAACAAACUUGUAAACACAAAUCUGACUGCACACGUGCAUCUUACUGUGAUGGGGUCAGUUCAUCGUGUCCUGCUCCUGUUAAUCUUCCAGAUGGAAAACCUUGUAAUGGUGGAAGACAAAUAUGCGUAUCAGGGAAAUGUUCGAAGAGUAUUUGUGAAUGGUUAAAACUCAAAGACUGCCAGUGUACUAGUAAACCAUUGUAUUGUCAUGUUUGCUGCAAGGAAUACAAUGCAAAUAAAGACGAAUGUGCUCCGGUCGGGUUUUUUGCGGUUGCACGUAAAUACUCUGUAAACGUAACAACUGAACAGGGCCACGGAUGUAAUGCUAACACAGGUUUUUGUGAUCAGAAGCAUGUAUGCAUUUUGAAAAGUUUGGAUAAUGUCCUGGACACAGUGGACGCAUUUUUAAGUAGUAGAUUUCAACGAGAUAUUGAUGAUUGGAUAAAAAAUAAUUUCUUUUAUAUAUUUGUGGGAAUUUUAUUUACUUUGGUUGUCAUAACGGUAUUUGUAAUCACAAGCAAAAGGACCGUUGAUAGCCACGUAGAAGCUCUGAUAAUGGGGAGGUUAACUAUUGCUCUUGAAGAAUCAUUACGUCAAAAAGAUAUUUAUUUUAAAAAGUUGAAAACUUUCCCAAAAAUAAUUAACAGCAGAAUUCAUGAAAUAAUGUUCGGAAUAGAAAUGGAUUCUGUAGAUGCUGUCGUACGUCUUUCUUUCUUUUUCCCUACAGCAUCCGUACCUUUACUUUUAGAAACUGCAAAGUGUAGUGCAAAUGAAGAAACCGCCGUUCGAAUACUAUUAAUCAGAGGGUUUCCCAUGCAGGGAUUCUGUGUUUCAGCGCCUGAUGACCCGAGACACUGUUUCUUAAAAAUAAGACCAACACGUAAUUCAUGAUGUUUUUUAAUAAAACAAAUUGUUUAAAAAAAAAA
Gigantopelta aegis is the source of this 2549-nucleotide messenger RNA. Its product is annotated as disintegrin and metalloproteinase domain-containing protein 10-like. Lineage: Eukaryota; Metazoa; Mollusca; Gastropoda; Neomphalida; Peltospiridae. Gene Ontology annotation, molecular function: metalloendopeptidase activity. Gene Ontology annotation, biological process: Notch signaling pathway; membrane protein ectodomain proteolysis. Bases 58 to 2514 code for a protein of 818 amino acids. The transcript has a single exon. Gene Ontology annotation, cellular component: plasma membrane. The record is from RefSeq and is a predicted model, not a curated record.